Molecule: messenger RNA, 1899 nt
Organism: Mauremys reevesii (Reeves's turtle)
Lineage: Eukaryota; Metazoa; Chordata; Testudines; Geoemydidae
Product: perforin-1-like
Exons: 3
Coding region: 109-1755 (548 amino acids)
Biological process (GO): immune response
Cellular component (GO): membrane attack complex
Source: RefSeq, a predicted model, not a curated record
GUCAGAGCUGCGUCUCCAUCCAAGCCUGGACCUUUCUCACCGGCCCUGCCAGCCCCAGGACAAUCACCCCCAGCAGGGUCAUUCAGAGACUGACAUCCCCUCUCGACCAUGUGCAGACCCAUCUCCUUCUUCCCCCUCCUCCUCAUUCUCCUCCCUGGGGUCUCCACUCAUUGUCACACGGCCACAGCUGAGGAGUGUGAGGAGCACACGGCUUUUGUUCCUGGGCACAAUCUCGCAGGAGAGGGCAUUGACGUGACCACGCUGGGUAGAAAAGGGGCCUACUUGGUGGACAGCAGCCGCUGGCAGCGCCAGGAUGGGACCUGCACCCUGUGUCUGAACUCACUGCUGGAGGGGCAGCUGCAGAGGCUGCCGCUGGCCGCGGCAGACUGGAGGGAGAAGGUCUCAUGCCGCAGGAAGCUCUCCAGCACCGUGAAGGAGUCAGCCUUGGGCAUGGUCCGUGCGGCGGGCGCCGUGGUACAGAAUGACUGGAAGGUGGGGCUGGAGGUGGAGGUGAAGCCCAGUGCCAACGCCCAGGUGACGCUGGCCGGCUCGCACUCCAAACUGGCAGAGUUCAGCACGGAGAAGUCUCAGCAAGACAAGUACAGCUUCACCAGCCACGAGGUGUCCUGCGCAUACUAUACGUUCCGCGUUACCCACAAACCUCCGCUCACCAGCCAUUUCACCCGGGCCUUGAGGGACCUCCCGGAGGAUUACACCCACAGCUCACGCCUCGAGUACCGUCAGCUGAUCAACACCUACGGCACCCACUACGUGUCCCAGCUGCAGCUGGGGGGCCGGGUGCGGGACGUGACGGCUGUGAGGGUCUGCGAGGCGGCGCUGGACGGGGUGACGGCUGACGAGGUCAAGGACUGUCUGAGCCUGGAGGCCUCCGUCAGCAUCGGGGGCGGGAAGGGCAAGGCCGAGGCGGCCUUCAGCCAGUGUGAGGAGCAGAAGAAGAAGCAGAACUUCAAGCGGAGCUUCCAUGAGACUUACAGUGAGCGUCACACUGAGGUGACGGGCGGCAACAGCCACGCCGACCUGCUGUUCUCUGAGGGGCAGGAUGCCGAGGUUUUCUCGGCCUGGAUGGAGAGCCUCAAAGCCAGCCCUGGCCUGGUGUCCUACUCGCUGCACCCCAUCCACACCUUGGUGAGGCAGAGCAACCCCAAGCGGGAGGCGCUGAGGCAGGCAGUGAGCGAUUAUGUCACCGAGAGGGCCCUGUGGAGGAAUUGCACCCACAGCUGCCCGCCGGGGACCCGGCGCAGCGCCCAUGACUCCUGCUCCUGCGUCUGCCCCGGGGACGGCUCCACCAACACCAUGUGCUGCUCGCGGGAGCGCGGCCUGGGGAAACUGACGGUGACGGUGGAGCGGGCCAGCGGCCUGUGGGGCGACUACACCAGCGGCACCGACGCCUACGUCAAGGUCUCCUUCCAGGACCGGGAGGUGCGGACAGCAACCGUGUGGAACACUGACAACCCGGUCUGGGGCGUCCACCUGGACCUGGGGCACGUGCGGGUGGCGGAGACCAGCCAGCUCCGCCUCCAGGUCUGGGACGAGGACAACAAGUACGACGACGACCUGCUGGGGACGUGCGACGAGCCGCUGCGCUCUGGAGAGGGUCACCUGCGGGUCUGCUACCUGAACCACGGCCGGCUGGACUUCCGGUACAGCCUGGUGUGUGGUCCCAGCCUGGGCGGGCCCCACUGCUUGGACUACGUCCCCCAGGGCCCUGGGAACUACAGAGCGGCCCAGGGUUAGCUCAGAGGGACGUUCCAGGACAAGCAAUUCGCCCCACCUGGCCCCUGCAGCCAGGGGUCUUCCCUCUCCCCCAGGGGCCAUCUGCUGUGACCUCAUUUCGCCAGCAGCUGGGUGGGCUCUGUCUCACGGGGGGUGACGGGGCUC